Molecule: messenger RNA, 1038 nt
Organism: Exophiala aquamarina CBS 119918
Lineage: Eukaryota; Fungi; Ascomycota; Eurotiomycetes; Chaetothyriales; Herpotrichiellaceae
Exons: 1
Coding region: 1-1038 (345 amino acids)
Source: RefSeq, a predicted model, not a curated record
AUGUCCUCUAAAGCAUCAUUCAGGCACAUCACCAGGAUCAAUUGCUGCGCCAUCUCCACCUCGACGCGCCAGAACCAAACAUUGAAACUUGCUGACGGCAGGAUCCUAGGAUUUGCGGAGUAUGGCGACCCAGAAGGCACGCCUCUGCUUUUCUUCCAUGGCUAUCCAUCGUCCCGCCUCGAAUGCGGCCCAGCAGAUGAGCUUCUCCGACGCCUAGGUAUACGCGGAUUAGCGCUUGAUCGACCAGGAUUUGGCCUGUCCAGCCCACAACCUGGCUGCCGUAUCAUAGACUGGCCUGCAGAUGUACGGGAGUUCGCAAAGGCUAAACAGCUAAUUCGAUUCUCAGUAUUGGGUGGCUCCGGAGGUGGACCUUUCGCCCUAGCUUGCGCACAUAUGCUACCACAUAGCAUGCUCACUGGAGUUGGUCUUUUCGCCUCAGCCCCGCCUUGGGUAGCAGGGCCACACUACAUGUCUCUAGGUCGGCGGAUGACAAGGUUAGCUGCUGUGCAUUGGCCAACUGGACUGCGAGCACUUUUGAAUGCAACUGUUGGCGGCUUACAAUGGCUGGUAAACACUGAACCAGUGGCGAAGUGGAUUGAUGGCUGGUUAGAGGCCCAGGACCAGAAAAAGGAGAGGCGUGACGCUCAGAAUAGCGAAAAAGCCGUGGAGGAGAUGGUCCUAAAGAGAAGUACGGCGGAACGAAGGGAAGCGCUGGUGCACCUGCUGAUCGGAGAGCCGUUCGCCCAGGGUGCCGAAGCCGCCGUCCACGAGGCUGAGCUCUUAUCAUCAGAUUGGGGAUUCCGUUUCGAAGACGUUCAAUAUGAUCCGAUUCGAAUCUGGCAUGGGAGAGAGGAUAAGAACGCACCUAUUGUGAUGAUACGUUACAUGGCAGACCGAUUGCCGCAUUCUAAACUCCAGCAGUUCCAUGGGGACACCCACUAUACCAUGUUCAAGCAUCUGGAAGAAGCGUUAUCAGACCUUGUACCACCUUCCGAGCAGCGGUCUGAGAUUAGCGAAGGAAGUGGAGAGAUUGUCUGA